GCGUCCGAAAACCAGCAGCGCUCACCAUUCCUCCGUCUUCCACCCGAGUUGAGGAAUCGGAUCUACCAAUUCGUGUUGCAGGCUGAGUCUAUCUUGAUCUAUGCGCAUCGCAUCAGUACCUUUAGCACGUCAAUCGUCAUGCACUCGUGCUGCUCCUUCACUUCACCAAGGCAGAUUCAACACUGGAGGGAGGACGACCAGCUGACCUUCCUGCCAGUCGUGUGCCGUCAGGUUUACGCAGAGAUGCACGCUCUUCUAUACACUCUCAACAAUUUCAUCUUCGUAGACGGCACGGCAAUGCGGUCUUGGAUGUCUUGCCGUACGCUGAGGCAGCGCCAAUUGAUCCGCAGCCUCAAGCUCCCUCGUGCUGCAACCAACUAUUACCAGCACCCUCCCAAUACCCAGCUCGUUCGAAAGUUUCCGAAUCUCAAGGUCAUUUACAUGGACAUGUGG
Molecule: messenger RNA, 453 nt
Organism: Boeremia exigua
Lineage: Eukaryota; Fungi; Ascomycota; Dothideomycetes; Pleosporales; Didymellaceae
Exons: 1
Source: RefSeq, a predicted model, not a curated record